AUGGUUCUCUUUUGUGUUUGUUUGUUUUCCCUUCGCACACGCCUACAACGUAAGACACACCAAUUCACCACGAGGCGGCACGCCCUCAGCUCCGCACGGUCCUCCCGUGUUGGUGUGCACGCAGGCCUGACGAUGACAGAGGACGAGGAACCAUAUGUUAUGGCCUUCGAGCCCUACACAGUGCAGAGGGAAAUGAUGCGAACUGUUCAUUUGGCUCUUAAUUCCUGGCCUCGGCACACCCCCAUUGCGGCGAUUGAGGUUCCCACCGGGUGUGGAAAGACGCUGGCAUUGCUUUCAAGCGUGUUGCGCUACCAGGCAGGGUUGGAGAAACACACACCACAGGAGCUGGAGCAGCACUUUCGCCUGCGGAGGUGUAGGGGUCCCCCAGUGUUGCCCUCAUUGUCAAGAACGGAAAUGUCGUCACGUAAAUGGUGCCACUGCAAGGAAGACAGUAAACACAGUGAAGAGUCGAAUGGUUUGAAAGCAAAUACAGCGGACGGUGAAGAAGCUUGGCGUGUGUCGUCGUUAUUUCUGAGGCAGUUCAGGCCACCGAACGGCAAACGUCUGCGUGUUGAGCUAGUAACUGAAGGAUCGUUGGAACUCCGCAAGCAGCAUCAAUCGCCGCCAUGUACGAUUUUUUACGUGACGCGUACGCACGCGCAGCUUCGACAGUGUGUGGGGGAACUGCGUAAACUCAAAGGUCUGGAGAGACUGAAAAUGAAUAUCCUGGGAAGCCGCAAGCAAUACUGCAUAAACCAACAUGUGCUGAAGGCGUGUGCAAACAAGACGCUUCCUAUAGAGGGAAACAACCUUGGUGAAGUCUGUGACAAGCUUGUGUCUCUCGGUCAGUGCGAAGCCGUUCAUGGCUACGGUGUCCUUGGUAGUAAGGCUAUAACUCACCCCCUGAGCCAAGGACGGAGUGACAAAGUGUGGGAUAUUGAAGAUUUGGUAACCGAAGGUGUAGGAAUGGAGUGUUGUCCGUAUUAUGCCGCGAGAGACCUUGUCUUCUUCGCCCACAUCAACUUUGCCACGUAUCAGUAUCUUCUGGACCCGCUCAUUCGUCAUGAGUGCAAGAUGGAGGCUGCCCUAAAAAAUCACUCCAUCAUUAUCUUUGAUGAGGCACACAACGUCCCGCAAGUGUGUCAAGAUGCAUUAUCCGUAGAGACGUCAGUGGACACGCUCCGUCUCAUCCUAAAUGAGAUCGAGCCUCUAAUACAACCCACUGUGGCGGUGGCGACGCUCAGCUACCCGCGCGAGUUCAAACUAACCAAAUGGACACUUGUGGAGCUACUUUCCCUACUGUAUGACGUAUUCAAAGCCGUCACAGAGUUCGUGUCACCUGCGCAACCGUCGGUAAAAACGCAGCGUGGGGUACACUCCCGGCCGGUGGGGGGACAAGAUGUCGAGGAAAGUGAAAGUAACCAUGACGUUGAGAACAACGCAAUCUUUCCAGGCGAAACCCUCGCAGAAGUGUUACGCCGCUGCAUUACGGAUUACAUACCGAUCGCUUCUAGCUGCAGCCGUCGAGGGUAUGGGACCGCAGAGAGUUCAGCAUCGAAAGACGGUGUAGCGAUGUUUCGGCAAGUUUACGGGAUUAUAAUGUCUCUGGGGGUCACCUUUAAUCCAUUCCAGUUCUCCAUUUUUUGUCUUUCACUUAUGAAGCGUUGGAUCCUCAUCAUGCGCUUUAUCAUCCAGAAACCGAGCGCCUUUGUCCUCAGCAUCAGUGACCCAUUGCCAGAAAAAAACCGUAACGGUCAAGACAGCGUCCCAAGCAGUGAGGCUGGCGGCAACACCGAGGGGGUUGAGUCAGCUGUGCCAUCACGAAGAAUUGUUGGUAUCCGAUGUUUGGAUGGUAGUUUGGCAUUUCAGCACAUCUUGAGUACCGCUCACCGUGUUGUGUUGGCCUCCGGGACACUUGCGCCGUUUCAUCAGUUGGGACGAGACUUGGGAAUACCACCUUCCAGUAUGGCAACUUAUGAAGGAUUGCAUGUGGCACAGAAGCAUCAGUAUCGAUUGGGGGUUCUCACACAUACUGUGGAUGCCACUCCGUUGCACUGUACCUACGGGAGUUUGAAGGAUCCUUCUUUCAUUAGUCAGCUUGUGGAGACACUCGCUAUGCUUGUUGAAAAAGUGGAACUUGGAGGUGUUCUCGUCUUCAUGCCCAACUACACCGUAAUGAAAACCAUCGGGUUGCAGCUCAUUUCUCGUUACCGUGACGCAGCCCGUCAGAUGGAAGGAACACCAAAGUCUUCUAGGUUCCCGCAGGUUUUCCUCGAGAGUCAGUCAGCAGCUGAUUUCCCUUCAGUGCUAGAUAGCUUCCGAAAGGCUACAGUUCGUGGCCCAGCCGUUUUCGCCUCUGUUUUUCGAGCGAAAGUGAGUGAAGGGAUUGACUUCGCGGAUUGCAUGGCCCGUCUUGUCGUGUGUGUGGGAGUCCCUUUACAGCCGUUGAAAUCGUGGACGGUGCAAGCACAGAGGAGAUACAGUGGGGAGGAGUGGUACGUAAAUGAUGCGGUCCGCGCUGUUAAUCAAGCCCUUGGACGCUGCAUACGUCACUCACGAGAUUUCGGUGCGAUGGUCCUGUUGGACGACCGUUUUGAACAAAUGAACCUUCAGCAAUCCCUGUCAAGAUGGUGCCGCGAGGAGUUGAGGGUCCACCACUCACACGCGUCGUUAGCGGAUGAUCUUCAUGAGUUCUUUCGCACUUGCAGGGGGGGAAAUGCAAUAGCGAAGGAUUCUCAUCUCAGAGAAAACGUAAGCGGUGGAAAUACCAGCCAAGGAGAAGAACUGUAUUGCCGGUCACUGGAAAAAGAAAACGUCCCUCCCCCCAUUAAGGAAGAACGAGUGACCAGCAUCUUGGAUGCACCCUUUCUCAUGGGGCCUGUACUGAAGCCGAAGGUUCCAACUUACACACGACAGUUGAGUUGCACCGCAUUAAAACUCAUGUACGAAGCCCAUGAUGAUGUCUCCCAAGUUACAGCCGAAGAGCUUCGUGAGGCACUGCGACUCUUGGAGGACGGGUUUCCGCAGUGA
Messenger RNA from Trypanosoma brucei brucei TREU927, 3030 nucleotides. Its product is annotated as helicase. The transcript has a single exon. Lineage: Eukaryota; Euglenozoa; Kinetoplastea; Trypanosomatida; Trypanosomatidae. Gene Ontology annotation, biological process: nucleotide-excision repair; double-strand break repair involved in meiotic recombination. Gene Ontology annotation, molecular function: ATP binding; DNA helicase activity; DNA binding. Gene Ontology annotation, cellular component: nucleus. The coding region runs from base 1 to 3030 and encodes 1009 amino acids. The record is from RefSeq and is a predicted model, not a curated record.